CAUGAUUAAUUUGAUGAGUCUCUGCCAACCCAACCUGCCAACCUGCCAAGAUUAGUGUUCUUAGAUUAAAGCCGGUCACAUAGUGACACGUACAUAUUAUUUUUGAAUUCAUUUUUAAAUAUGGAAUAUAUAUACCGGGUGCCGUUUUCAGUGUUGGAAGUGCCUAACUUAAAGUUAAAAAAGCCAUCAUGGUUUACAAAACCAAGUGCUAUGGUUGUGUUUUCAUUCAUACUUUUGUCAUAUUUUCUAGUAACAGGAGGUAUAAUAUAUGAUGUAAUUGUGGAACCGCCUAGCGUAGGGUCAACAACUGAUGAACAUGGUCAUACACGUCCAGUAGCAUUUAUGUCCUAUCGUGUAAAUGGACAAUAUAUUAUGGAAGGAUUAGCGUCUAGCUUUCUUUUUACUUUAGGUGGUAUUGGAUUUAUAGUAUUGGAUCAAACGCAUAGUCCAUCGACCCCUAAACUUAAUAGGAUUCUUCUAAUAUGCGUUGGAUUUAUUAGUGUCAUUGUUUCAUUUAUCACUUGUUGGAUUUUCAUGCGGAUGAAAUUACCGGGAUAUCUACAAUCAUAAAAUUAAUCCAUUUGAAAGUUAUGUGAAUUGAAACUUAACACUUUUUAGGCAUAUAAAAUGUAAUAUGUCUGAGCAACGUGUACUGCUACAUUUUAUAUUACUUCGUUGUAUAUAAGGUAUGUUGAUGAGAUUAAUUUACAAACAAUAUUAUCAUGAAAAUAUUUUUUAAAUACAUCUUAGAUAACAUAAGGAA
Hylaeus volcanicus is the source of this 763-nucleotide messenger RNA. RefSeq names its product oligosaccharyltransferase complex subunit ostc. The coding region runs from base 121 to 570 and encodes 149 amino acids. Gene Ontology annotation, cellular component: oligosaccharyltransferase complex. The record is from RefSeq and is a predicted model, not a curated record. Lineage: Eukaryota; Metazoa; Arthropoda; Insecta; Hymenoptera; Colletidae. The transcript has 4 exons.